Staurois parvus is the source of this 463-nucleotide messenger RNA. The record is from the annotation of a GenBank genome assembly. NCBI's taxonomy places the organism in Eukaryota, Metazoa, Chordata, Amphibia, Anura, Ranidae.
ACAUGUACACUGAUCAUCAGGGCACUGAUGAUCAGUGUGCCCUGAUGAUCAGUAUAGCCCCAGCAGUGCCACCUGUCAGUGUCCAUCAGUGCCUUAUGUCAGUGCUCUUCAGUGCCUCGUGCCAGUGCCAAUCAGUGCCACAUCAGUGCCACAUAUCAGUGCCUACCAGUGCACAUCAAUGCCACAUAUCAGUGCCCAUCUGAGCUGCCUUUCAGUGUCACCCAUCAGUGCCAGUCAGUGCCACCUAUCAAUGCCAAUCAGUACCACCUAUCAGUGCUGCCAAUCAGUGCCACCUAUCAGUGCCAGUCAGUGUUGCCUAUCAGUGACAGUCAGUGCUGCCUAUCUGUCACUAUCAGUGCGCAUCAGUGCCGCCUAUCAGUGCCUGUCAGUGCCGCCUAGCAGUGCCAGUCAGUGCCAGUCAGUGCCGCCUAUCAGUGCUGCCUAUUGGUGCCAUAUAUCAGUG